CCGUCAUUGCUCAUUAUUCUCUCUUUCUCUCUCUCUCUCUCUCUCUCAAGGCAGGAUUGUUGAUAUUCGCUUCGCAUUUUCGAUUUCGAUUCUCGAAUCAGUUUAAACUCAUGGCGACUGUUACUGAUUCCGCGGUGAAUUCUCAGCUUCCGGCUGCCGGAGUUACCGCCGUGGAGCAGAAGAAGACGAAGGCUGCAAGGGAGGCGAAGGUAGCGAAAGCAGCUGCGCAGAAAAAGGCCAGAUCAUCUCCCUCGCAUCCUCCUUUUCUCCAGAUGAUUACAGAUGCAAUUGUGGCGUUGAAGGAGAGGACAGGGUCGAGCCAGUACGCGAUCACGAAAUUCAACGAGGAGAAGCACAAGCAGUUGCCGUCUAAUUUCAGGAAGCUUUUGCUGUUUCAUUUGAAGAAAUCUGUUGCUUCUGGUAAACUCGUGAAGGUCAAGAACUCAUUCAAGCUUGCUCCUACUCGCUCCGCUCCCGUCAAACCUGCUUCUGCUCCGGCAAAGAAGCCGGCCGCUGUGAAGCCGAAGAAAAACAAAUCAAAGGCUGCUAAGACCGCCGCGGCCAAGCCAAAA
Messenger RNA from Carica papaya (papaya), 572 nucleotides. RefSeq lists its product as uncharacterized. Lineage: Eukaryota; Viridiplantae; Streptophyta; Magnoliopsida; Brassicales; Caricaceae. Gene Ontology annotation, biological process: chromosome condensation; nucleosome assembly; negative regulation of DNA recombination. Gene Ontology annotation, cellular component: nucleus; nucleosome. The record is from RefSeq and is a predicted model, not a curated record. Gene Ontology annotation, molecular function: structural constituent of chromatin; double-stranded DNA binding; nucleosomal DNA binding.